AUGCCAAAACCCACCCUCUACUUCUCUCUCACCCUUCUCCUAUUACUCUCUUUCAAUCUUCUCACACAAUGUUCCGAACUCGACGAUGAGUUUGACGAACUCUUAGCAUUAGACCGUGAGUUAGAGCGUGAAACAGAAGCCAAUGGCGUGAAAUCAUCUGAAGCUGAGGUUUUAACCAAAGCUCAAAGGAUCGUUCAUGAGCUUAACAAUGAUAACACUGAGAGAAUUGUUAAUGGGUAUGACCUUGUUCUUGUUUUGGGUUAUGCACCUUGGUGUUCAACAAGCGCUGAACUUAUGCCCCAUUUUGCUGAGGCUGCUAAUUCUUUGAAAGAGCUUGGGAGUUCUCUUGUUUUGGCUAAGCUGGAUGCUGAUAGGUAUCCUAAAUCGGCUUCUUUUCUUGGGAUCAAAGGCUUCCCUACUUUGCUUCUCUUUGUUAAUGGCACCUCUCGACCUUAUUCUGGUGGUUUCACAUCUGAUGAUAUAGUCAUAUGGGCAAGAAAAAGGACCGGUACGCCUGUUAUUCGAAUAGGUACGGAGAAAGCAGCUGAGGAAUUUCUGAAAAAGCAUCACACUUUUCUCAUUGGCCGGUUUGAUAAAUUUGAGGGCCCUGAAUACGACGAAUUUGUGAGUGCUGCAAAGUCCGAUAAUGAAACUCAAUUUGUUGAAGUGAGUAAGGUGGAGCUUGCCCGGGUUCUUUAUCCAGAUAUAAAGCCUACUGAUAACUUUCUUGGGAUUGUUAAGAGCGAACCUGAAAGAUACACCGCAUAUGAUGGAGCUUUCACAUCGGAUAAAAUAAUCGAGUUUUUAGGCUACAACAAAUUUCCAUUAGUUACAAAAAUGACUGAAAUGAAUUCUGUCAGAGUCUACUCCAGCCCAAUAAAGCACCAGGUUUUUGUUUUUGCAAAUAUCGACGACUUCAAGAAUCUUCUUGAUCCACUUCAAGAAGUAGCAAGAACUUUCAAGUCGAAGAUAAUGUUUGUGUAUGUUGAUAUUAACGACGAGAACCUUGCAAAGCCCUUCUUGACGAUGUUUGGACUUGAAGAUUCAACAAAUACUGUGGUAGCUGCAUUUGAUAAAGGAAUGACCUCGAAGUUUUUGUUGGAGUCAAAACCAACACGAAGCAAUAUCGAAGUAUUAUCUUCUGAGUUCUGCAAUAAUCUUGUGCAAGGCUCUUUGUCAACUUACUUCAAGUCGCAGCCGGCUAGUGUCAAAGUUGUUGUCGGGAAAACAUUUGAUGACGAAAUUUUGAACAGCGAGAAGGAUGUGAUUUUAGAGGUAUUCACACCUUGGUGUUUCAACUGUGAGGACACAAGCAAGCAAGUAGAGAAAUUGGCAAAGCACUACAAAGGAUCAAGUAAUCUAGUAUUUUCGAGGAUAGAUGCUUCAGUAAAUGAACAUUCAAAACUGCAAGUGAAUGACUUUCCGACACUCUUACUUUACAAAGCAAAUGAUAAGACGACUCCGAUCAAGCUUCCUACUAAAGCUAGUUUGAAAGAAUUGGCUGCGUCAAUCAACAAACACACAAAAGUCAAGAAUGAAGUUGCGAAAGAUGAGCUAUAG
Molecule: messenger RNA, 1560 nt
Organism: Vicia faba (fava bean)
Lineage: Eukaryota; Viridiplantae; Streptophyta; Magnoliopsida; Fabales; Fabaceae
Source: the annotation of a GenBank genome assembly